UACAAUGGACGAUACCACUGAUAGAACGAUGUGAAUUUACAACAUCAACGCAACUUUGUGCAUGCUUGAGGAACUUCAGUUUCUUAAGCCCCUAAUAGCACUGCACACGAAGCUAAUCGCUAUUAAGGAUGGCCAGCUUCUUUGAUCUUAAGGCGCGGAAAGCUGCCGCUACAAACGGGGCCUCAACUUCAAAAGCCAGCGAGCCAAAACAGGCAGCCAAGAAACAACCCUGGGUAGAGAAGUACCGACCUAAAACCCUCAGCGAUGUCACAGCACAAGAUCACACUGUCAAUGUCCUGCAGAGGACACUACAAGCGUCCAAUCUUCCUCACAUGCUAUUCUAUGGUCCCCCCGGGACCGGCAAGACCUCGACGAUCUUAGCUCUCGCGAAAGAGCUAUACGGACCCGAGAUGAUGAAAGCGCGAGUGCUCGAGUUGAACGCUUCUGACGAGCGCGGCAUAAGUAUUGUUCGAGAGAAAGUAAAAGACUUUGCGCGAAUGCAACUUACAAACCCACCUGCGGGCUAUCGAGACCGCUACCCUUGCCCGCCCUUCAAGAUCAUUAUCCUUGACGAAGCGGACAGCAUGACACAAGAUGCCCAGAGCGCCCUCCGCCGAACCAUGGAGACAUACAGUAAGAUCACUCGUUUCUGUCUCAUCUGCAACUACGUCACGCGCAUCAUCGACCCACUUGCUAGUCGUUGCAGCAAGUUCCGCUUUAAGAGCCUAGACCAGGGCAACGCACGGAAACGGCUCCAGGAAAUUGCCGAGAAAGAAGGCGUCAACCUCGAGGAUGGCGCGGUGGAUGCGCUUAUUCGGUGUAGUGAGGGUGACCUGCGAAAGGCUAUCACCUUUUUACAGAGCGCGGCGCGGCUAGUAGGUGCUGUAGAGAAAAGCGACGACGAUGGUGAGGAUAAGAUGGACGUAGAUGACGAUACACCCAAGGUUGUCUCUGUCAAGAUUGUCGAGGAUAUUGCUGGUGUAAUACCGGGCUCAACGAUUGAGAAAUUGCAGAAGGCCAUGCAACCGAGGUCAGCGGGCGCAACCUACCAAGCCAUUGCCAAAGUUGUGGAGGAACUGGUGGCGGAUGGCUGGAGUGCUAGUCAGGUCAUCACACAGCUUUAUCAAGCCGUGAUCAACGACGAACUCAUUCCAGAUCUGGGCAAAAACAAGAUCACUCUUGUGUUCUCCGAAGUCGAUAAACGGCUAGUUGAUGGCGCAGAUGAGCAUCUAUCUAUCUUAGAUCUAGCCUUACGGAUAUCAAAUAUCCUUGGAGGGAAAGGAUGAAGAGACCAGACUAGCACCGUGAAACACGAAGAUAUUAGAAUGAACGUGAAAUAGGGGACACAG
Molecule: messenger RNA, 1349 nt
Organism: Xylaria bambusicola
Lineage: Eukaryota; Fungi; Ascomycota; Sordariomycetes; Xylariales; Xylariaceae
Product: replication factor C subunit 2
Exons: 4
Coding region: 129-1286 (385 amino acids)
Biological process (GO): DNA repair; DNA-templated DNA replication
Cellular component (GO): DNA replication factor C complex; nucleus
Molecular function (GO): ATP hydrolysis activity; DNA binding; DNA clamp loader activity
Source: RefSeq, a predicted model, not a curated record